Messenger RNA from Anopheles marshallii, 1128 nucleotides. RefSeq names its product chaoptin (gene Lapsyn). The transcript has 4 exons. Gene Ontology annotation, molecular function: protein binding. Gene Ontology annotation, cellular component: extracellular matrix. The coding region runs from base 1 to 1128 and encodes 375 amino acids. NCBI's taxonomy places the organism in Eukaryota, Metazoa, Arthropoda, Insecta, Diptera, Culicidae. The record is from RefSeq and is a predicted model, not a curated record.
AUGCAUCGGAUCGUAAGCAGACAAACGGGCGUAUCAUUCAUCGCCUCGCAAACCCUGACCCUGACGGCCAUCUUUAUGCUCAGCUAUGCAAACGGCUUCGCAACGUUACCGACGGAAUUGGAUCGACCCCAGCGCUGCCUGCUCGAACGGACGUACAAAAUGGUCGGCUACAAUUGUGCGAAUUUAAAUCUGAAGGAAAUUCCACAAUCGCUCAAGUCCAGUCUGGAGAUAUUCGAUCUCAGUUUCAAUCGGAUCCGAGAUUUAAAUGACCAAUCUUUUACCCGCUACACUGCUGUCAAGUAUCUGUAUCUGUUUGAGAACAUGAUACAAAACAUUGAUGAAAAUACGUUCAGCUCCCUCACAAACCUAGAGGCCAUCGAUCUUUCGUAUAACGCGUUGAAAAGCAUCCCGCUAGAACUGUUCCAGCUACCCGUCCUGCGUAACCUCUACGUCAGCCACAAUGCACUGUACGAGGUGGACACGGCCCUAGCAAACCUCGAAAAGCCUAUCAAAGCACCGCUCCAGGUACUCGGUCUAGCCGACUGUCGACUGCAGCGGUUACCGAACUUUGGUGUCCUUCCGGACCUGUGGCAGCUGAACAUCUCGUCCAACCCGAUGAAGGAGCUCACACUGGCCCAGUUUUCGCCCAUGUGCAACCUGAAAACGGUCGAACUCAACAACACACAGAUUCCCAUCUGCGCUUGCCAGGUGCUAACGGCAGAGCUUGUUCUUCGGCGUGCCAAAAUCAUGUAUCCGCCAUUAUACUGCAUUCCGCUUACAUCAUCAGAACAAAAUCUCUGCAAUGCCGAAGCGGGACUAGUGGUCGAUGCGGGACAGGCAGCCGAUUUCCAUCAGUGUAUGGAGAUCCGAAACUCCCGGCAGCUUGACACGGAAGCUAAGUCGGCGUGGAUGAAGAUAUCGGCAGCGGUGGCCAGCUGUAUCGUGUUGUUCGCUAUCAUACUCUUCUGCUUGCAUCGGCGCAACGCGAAAAAGCUGAAAGCGAAACGAAAUCCAAAGAAAGUACCACUGAAAAACAUUAACCGUGUGAUGGUACCACAAGCGGGUGCAGAGGAAGAAGUACCCGCGGAACAUGCCAAGUGUGAUAAAUUGUUGAGCGAAUGUGAUUAG